Microplitis demolitor is the source of this 1922-nucleotide messenger RNA. RefSeq names its product tRNA (guanine(37)-N1)-methyltransferase. Gene Ontology annotation, biological process: tRNA N1-guanine methylation; mitochondrial tRNA methylation. Gene Ontology annotation, cellular component: mitochondrial matrix; cytoplasm. The transcript is spliced from 3 exons. The record is from RefSeq and is a predicted model, not a curated record. Bases 197 to 1624 code for a protein of 475 amino acids. NCBI's taxonomy places the organism in Eukaryota, Metazoa, Arthropoda, Insecta, Hymenoptera, Braconidae.
CUUUGCACUCAAGUAAUAAUAUAAAAGAUUUUUAAAUUUAUAUUUGAUAAAUUAUUUAAAAAUUAAUUAUUUGCUAAAUAAUUAAAUUUAUUUUGAGGUUAAUUACAACAAUUGUCCAUGUGAUGCAAAUGAUUUGACAACUGGAUCAUUUACAAAUUAAUAAAAAUAAAUGAAUUAACAGUGUCUGAAUAAUUUUAUGGCUCAAAGAUUAAGUUACUAUUUAAAUCCGUUAUUGAAUUAUAAAAAUUACAUUAAAAUAAUAAAUAAAUAUAAAAAAAUGGAUUUACUGGCUCCACCUGACUCUGUUCGUGGUAUGACAACUUUAAAUCGUAAAUCAUUUGAUAAAACUGUUGAAAUACCAUGUUUAAAAUUAAAUAUAUCAACAAAUAAUUACAAUACUAUAAUGAAUAUAGCGAAGAAGUAUUUUCUUAAAUUAAAAAAAUUCAAAUCAUUCAAUCAAGACAAUGAUAAUUUGAUAAUAUAUUUAGAUCCAUGUAAAGUAGAAAAAUACGACGAUAUUGAAGAAUCAGAUCGUCAUAUUUUAAAUAAAAUUGGUAAAAUACAAUUUGAUAAGACAGAAAUAGCAUUGAAUUAUAAUAAUUGGAAUGCGGAUGAAUUAUUACGUGUUAUAUUGCCAGCAGAUAUUGAAGUACCAACUUCUUAUACUAAAGUUGGUCAUAUACUUCAUUUAAAUUUACGUAAUGAUCAAUUACCAUUUAAAAGUAUUAUUGGACAGAUUUAUUUAGACACGAUACCACAAACUAAAACAGUUGUCAAUAAAUUAAAUAAUAUUGAAACUAAGUUUCGUUAUUUUGAAAUGGAAAUACUUGCUGGUGAUGAUGAUACAGUUACGACAGUUAAAGAAAAUAAUUGUAAAUUUACAUUUGACUUUGCUAAAGUAUAUUGGAACUCAAGAUUAUGUACAGAGCAUACUAAUUUAUUAAAAUUUAUGAAUAAAAAUGAUGUACUUUAUGAUGUAUUUGCUGGUGUUGGUCCAUUUUCAGUACCAGCAGCUCGUAGAGGUAUCCAAGUAUUGGCUAAUGAUUUAAAUCCUGAAUCUUACAAGUGGUUACAGUAUAAUGCAACUGCCAAUAAAGCUAAAAAUUUAAUUUCUUUCAAUAAAGACGGCCGCGAUUUUCUACGUGAUGAAGUCAAAAAACAUUUAUUAGAAAGACGGAAAGAUAAUAAAGAUGGUUGUGAACAUAUUGCCAUGAAUUUACCGGCUAUUGCUAUUGAAUUUUGUGAUAUUUUUCGUAAUUGGAUGAAUGAUGAUGAAAUAAAAUUAAUUUCUAAUAAAUUUCCGCUUGUUCAUUUGUAUUGUUUUGUUAAAGUAAGUAAAAAUACUGACCCAAAACCUAUCGCUCAGACUUUGGUUGAAGAAACUUUGGGCACUAAAUUGACGUCUGAGUCGUUAAAAAAUAUUCAUCAUGUAAGAAACGUUGCGCCAAACAAAGAAAUGAUGAGGGUAUCAUUUUAUUUGACUGAAGAAAUUUUAAAAUCUGUGGAGCCAGUGAAAAAAAAAAUAAAACUUGAUCAGGAUUCUAAUGAUUGUGUUGAAAUAUUUGCAGAAAAUAAUGGGGAAGAACAAAAAAAUAUCAAAGACCAAAAAUGUCUUCAAGGUUGAUUCAAAACGUUCUCUUAAGGCUAAAGGUCAAUUAAAAAAAAAUAUUGGAACAAAAAAUCAACGGAACCAGUUGAAGAAAAAUGUCGAAAAAAUAAAAGCAAUAGAUAAACAAUUGGUUAAUGUACGUGCUUGUAUAAAUUCUGAAGCUAAACCAAAAGAAACUCGAGUACAAAUUCAAAAAAAAUUAUCACCAAAACCACAAAUAGAAACGUCUCAUACUGUUGACACAUUGGAUAAAUUAAAAUUAUGAUUUAUAAUGAUUGAAAUAGUUAAAUAAAAUUGUAAAUACACUUUUUAA